AAUCAGUUUGCAACACUGCGUGAGUUCAUUGGCGUACUCACACUAAACAUAGGAUAUGUCAAAAUUUUGUGAUGGCGGCGAUGUUAAAGGAUAAGACUCAAUUUACAUUUGAAGAUAAAUGGCCAUGUAUGCGCCCUAUAAUAUUGAAACUUCUCAAACAAGAACCAGUAACGCAAACAGAAUGGCAAGAUUUGUUUUACUCUGUUCACUUGGUAUGUAUGUGGAUCGAAAAGGGACCUACAAAGUUACGUGACGCUCUUAAAGAAGACAUAAUGGAUUUUAUAAAGCAAGCUCAGCAAAGAGUAUUAGCGCAUCAAGAAGAGCAAGCAUUAUUAAAAGCAUAUAUAGCCGAAUGGAGAAAGUUUUUUACACAAUGUAAUUAUUUGCCAACGCCAUUUCGACAUUUAGAAACAUAUCUUGCUGGAAAAACUAGUUCUAGUAUUCAAAAGAGAAAUCAGCCAGAUGAUAUCGUUAGAAAACUGAUGUUAGAUAGUUGGAAUCAAAGUAUAUUUGGUGAGAUAAAACAAAGACUCCAAGAUUCAGCAAUGAGAUUAGUGCGUGCUGAAAGGAACGGAGAAGCAUUUGAUUCUCAAUUGGUUAUUGGUGUUAGAGAAUCUUAUGUAAAUCUGUGUUCAAAUACAGUAGACAAACUACAGAUCUAUAGAGAAAAUUUUGAAGCUGCCUAUAUAGAAGCAACAGAAGCAUUUUAUUGGGUCAAAGCACCAGAGCAAUUAUCAUUACAUGGCGUAGAAAAUUAUAUGCGCUAUGCAGAAUCCAAAUUAAGGGAAGAAGAAUUACGUGCGCAGAAAUAUUUAGAACCAAAUAGUGCUAGCGUACAACUUUUAACCGAUUGUUGUGUAAGAGUUCUAGUAGCAACUUUUAAGCCAGCUAUUCUAGCAGAAUGUCCACGAAUGAUACAACAUCAUCAGACAGAUAAGCUUCGAUUGAUGUUAAAAUUGAUAGAUAGAGUACCAGAAGGAGUAGGUCCUAUGUUAAGAAAUCUUGAAGAACACAUAGCAAGUGCUGGAUUAGCAGAUAUGAUGGCAGCAGUUGAUGUUAUUACUCAAGACUCGGAAAAAUAUGUAGAAAGAUUAUUAGAUCUAUUUAGACGAUUUUCUACUUUAGUUAAAGAAGCAUUUGAUGAUGAUCCACGUUUUCUUACUGCACGAGAUAAAGCUUAUAAACUUGUUGUUAAUGAUGCUACAGUUUUUAGACUCGAAUUACCAGCUCGCCAAGGUUCUGGCAUCGGUACAACUAUUAUAAACAAUAAACCUACUAAUAAUAAUAAUGGACAACCAGAAUCAAAAUGUCCAGAACUUUUAGCCAAUUACUGUGAUAUGCUUCUUAGAAAAACUCCAUUAAGUAAGAAAUUAACUUCUGAUGAAAUAGAAAGCAAAUUAAGAGAUGUGUUACUUGUUUUAAAAUAUGUACAAAAUAAAGAUGUUUUUAUGCGUUACCAUAAAGCACAUUUAACACGAAGGCUCAUAUUAGAUACGUCAGCAGAUUCAGAAAAGGAAGAAAACAUGGUUGAAUGGCUUAGAGAAGUUGGAAUGCCUGCAGAUUAUGUUAAUAAACUAGCCAGAAUGUUUCAAGAUAUUAAAGUAUCUCAAGAUCUCAAUCAACAGUUUAAGGAACAAUGUCGUGCUGCCAUUGCAGAUAGCAUAAAUAUAAAGAUAUUAAAUGCAGGUGCCUGGGCAAGAGGUAGCGAAAGAGUUACUGUAAGUUUACCUUUACAACUAGAAGAUUAUAUACCAGAAGUUGAAGAAUUUUACAAAAAGAAACACAGCGGACGAAAGUUACAAUGGUAUCAUCACAUGUCAAAUGGCACGAUAACAUUUUCCAACCAAGUGGGUCGAUUCGAUGUGGAUGUUACAACAUUUCAAAUGGCUGUUUUAUUCGCUUGGAAUCAACGGCCUUUUGAAAAAAUUUCUUAUGAAAAUCUUCGUCUUGCUACUGAACUUCCUGAUCCAGAAUUACGAAGAACACUUUGGUCGUUGUGUGCUUUCCCAAAAUUAAAACGUCAACUUCUUUUAGUAGAACCACACGCAUAUAGUCCAAAAGAUUUUGGAAACGAUACAAGAUUUUGGGUUAAUCAAGAGUUUGCCAUAGUAAAAAAUGGAAAAUUACAAAAAAGAGGAAAAAUAAAUCUAAUAGGUCGAUUACAAUUGUCGACUGAAAGGAGUAAAGAAGAAGAUAAUCAAUCAAUUGUACAAUUGAGAAUAUUACGAGUUCAGGAGGCCAUCAUAAAGAUUUUGAAAAUGAGGAAGAAGAUAAGUAAUGCUCAGUUACAAACUGAAUUGGUAGAUAUAUUAAAAAAUAUGUUUUUGCCAAGUAAAAAGAUGAUAAAAGAACAAAUUGAAUGGCUUAUAGAGCACAAAUAUAUUCGUAGACACGACGACGACAUUAAUACAUUUGUUUAUAUGGCGUAACACCGAGAUAUGUAUCCAUAUAAAAUUGUUCAAACUUCUAUUAUUAAUAUUAUAUUUUUAUAAAAAUUAAGUUUUUCUCGUGCAACAAAUGUAUACUUGAAGAUAGUAAAAGAUACAAAGAUAUGUGACAUUCUUUGUGGACUACAAAAGAAUUGAAUUAAAUUAAAUUCAGAAAAACAUUAUGUGGAAUUAUAAAUAAUAUAAGAAGUCAUAUCACUCCAAUGGACAGGUAUCCGAAAAAAAAAAAAACAGGGAUAAAGCAUAUAGAAAGAUCUAUAAAGUAUCUUAAUAACAAAAUAAGAAAAAAGAAAAAAAGAAAAAAAAUACUGUGAACAAGUAUGACAAAUACGUAUUAUUUCGUUAGAGUUCUUCUGUAAACUUAAUUGAAAUGUGUUUCACAAAUAACGUGUAUAAAGUUUUUAUUUCAUUGUAAUAAAUUAUUAUUUACAAUGAAAUUGAUUAAUAAUAAAUAUGAAUAGAAAAUUAGGCCGAUAUUGAAAGAUUGAUUUGGAUAUUUUACUAGUUUUCAUCCGUAAGCGACUUGCUACUUGAUUUUAUGUUCCGAAUAAUUUAGACUGUUUUAAUAUCGCUUUUCUACAAUCAAUUUCAAUAAAUACUUUGGAAAUAGGUAAUGAAUGGCCUAUAAUCUCUUUUGUAUAAAUGUAUCACUUAAAUUAUUCCCUGUGAACUUAUAAAUCGUGAAAUACUUAUGUAAACAUAAAUAACAAUAUCCUGUAUAAAGCUUUUAUAUUAUUUGAAUAAGCCAACGAAGAAUGUACGAAUAUACGACUUCUAUGAAAUAAUGAUCAAAAUUUUUUCAUAAACCUAUCAACACAAAUAUAUAGUAUUACAUUUGAUUUUAACACAUUGUUGAUUUUAACACAUUGUUGUCAUGCAGCAAUUUCGCAGCAUGAGAAUCUAUCUCAUGUCACUAUUUUGUAAUUGAUCAUUAAAGUGAUACAAUU
Molecule: messenger RNA, 3394 nt
Organism: Polistes canadensis
Lineage: Eukaryota; Metazoa; Arthropoda; Insecta; Hymenoptera; Vespidae
Gene: Cul5
Product: cullin-5
Exons: 11
Coding region: 72-2429 (785 amino acids)
Biological process (GO): SCF-dependent proteasomal ubiquitin-dependent protein catabolic process; protein ubiquitination
Cellular component (GO): SCF ubiquitin ligase complex; Cul5-RING ubiquitin ligase complex
Molecular function (GO): ubiquitin protein ligase binding
Source: RefSeq, a predicted model, not a curated record